AUGUCUGACGAGCAAAAGGUCGCUGCGCCCACCAACACCAAUGUUGAGUCGGAGAAGGAUGUCCAGAGCGUUCUCGCAGAGCUGAAGGGCGAGGCGCCUGCGGAGCAGCCCGCCGAAGAGAAGAAGGAGGCUUCCACAGAAGAUGCCGAGGAGGCCCGGAUCGUAGCCGCCGCUGCGAAGCUCGGAGAGCAGUCGGAGAAGGCCGAAGAGCAGAAGACCCAGGAGCAGGAUACUCGCGACCGCGGAAGCCGUCGCAACAACGUCAAGUUCGACCCCUCCACCCAGGAGGUCACAGACAACCCGGACGAAAUCCGCAAGCAGGUUGAGUUCUAUUUCUCCGAUUCGAACCUUCCCAUGGACAAGUUCCUUCUCUCCAAGGUGGGAGGCAGCAGCAACCGCGCCGUUCCUCUCGAACUCCUCCACUCCUUCAAGCGCAUGCGUCGCUUCCAGCCUUUCAGUGCCAUUGUUGAGGCCUUGAAGACCUCCGAGGCCGUCGAACUGACCGACAACGACACCUGCGUGCGCCGCAAGGUGCCCCUCCCCGAAUCUGUGACUGAGAACGCCAAUCCCAGCGUCGCCAAGCUGUUCGAAGACAAGGCCAUGAGCCGUAGCAUCUACGCCAAGGGCUUCGGAGAGGAGACCCCCACUACCCAGCUUGACAUCGAGGCUUUCUUUGCCCCCCACGGACCCACCAACGCCAUCCGUCUCCGCCGCACACACGACAGAAUCUUCAAGGGAAGCGUUUUCGUUGAGUUCGCCUCGGAAGAGAAGCAGAAGGAGUUCCUUGCCCUCGACCCCAAGCCCCAGUGGAAGGGCCAGGAUCUGCUCAUCAAGAGCAAGAAGGACUAUUGUGAGGAGAAGGUUCGGGACAUUGAGGCUGGACGCAUCAAGCCCAGCCGGGGCCGCGGUGGCUUCCGCGCGCGCGGACGUGGUGGACGCGGUGGACGCGGCCGCGGCGGACGUGGAGGUGACAACCGUGACUGGCGCGAGCGCCGGGCGGAUGACCAGAAGAAGGGCUUUGGCAAGCCCCAGGAGGAGCGCCAGGAGAUCCAGAAGGAUGCUCGUGGCGUGCCCGUCGUGCAGAGCACCGCUGAUACCACAUCUGGCCAGAAGCGCACCCGCGAGGACGAACCUGCUGCUAACGGAGACCACCCUGCCAAGAAGGUCGAUUCCAAGGAAUAA
This is a messenger RNA of Aspergillus clavatus NRRL 1, 1182 nucleotides long. Its product is annotated as tRNA maturation protein LHP1. Bases 1 to 1182 code for a protein of 393 amino acids. Gene Ontology annotation, biological process: RNA processing. The record is from RefSeq and is a predicted model, not a curated record. Lineage: Eukaryota; Fungi; Ascomycota; Eurotiomycetes; Eurotiales; Aspergillaceae. Gene Ontology annotation, cellular component: nucleus. Gene Ontology annotation, molecular function: mRNA binding. The transcript has 2 exons.